Messenger RNA from Xiphophorus hellerii (green swordtail), 3391 nucleotides. RefSeq names its product cytochrome P450, family 1, subfamily D, polypeptide 1 (gene cyp1d1). The transcript has 8 exons. The coding region runs from base 658 to 2268 and encodes 536 amino acids. The record is from RefSeq and is a predicted model, not a curated record. Lineage: Eukaryota; Metazoa; Chordata; Actinopteri; Cyprinodontiformes; Poeciliidae. Gene Ontology annotation, molecular function: iron ion binding; oxidoreductase activity, acting on paired donors, with incorporation or reduction of molecular oxygen, reduced flavin or flavoprotein as one donor, and incorporation of one atom of oxygen; heme binding. Gene Ontology annotation, biological process: hormone biosynthetic process; progesterone metabolic process.
GAAAAAAAAAAGCUUUGAACAGCUUUCCCACAGCAUUAUGCUUCCUGCCACUACUUGGACCACUGUAUAGAGAGUAUGCUCAGGACCGAUUUAGUUUUUCAGACGAUGGAUUGAACAGAGCUCUGGUAGAUGUAAAAUGACAAACAGCACCAUCUUGUGACAAAUUGCACAAAUUACAAUUCGUAAACGAUAUUUUUCAGGUAAUGAUCUCGUGUUUAACGUUUUAACAGGCUUAAUAAUUCAGACAUGUGACCUUAUUAACAUAAGAACAGAUACGUUUCUUCCCAAUAAUGUUCACAAAAAUAUGAAGUGCGACGGGAGAAAGAACAACCGCGGAACUCGCCAAAAAUGUGUAAGUUUAUUAAAAUGCAUGCGUUCAUUCUGUAUAAAGGAUACAAACAUAAAUGUUUCGCUAAUCUUACCCCUUAUGUAUGUGUCUUGAACAGCAUCUCAUGUAUGCAGGCUAACCUUUUUAGACGAAGCAGCUUGUCUACAGACGGGGAGGUCCCUGUACAAUUUAUGAAACCCUCCCCUAGAAACAUCAUCAAUCUACAAACUUCUUUCUGGUCUGCAUUGGGUCUCUCGUCUCUCAGCCGCUUAGUUUUUACACAUAAAAGCCGCAGGGGAUCACAGUGUGCAUGUUCCUGAUUUGACAACAUGGGGCUGAUCCUGUCAGGAUAUCUGCCAUUAAAAGAGAACUCUAGUGCACCUCUCUCCAGUGUCACUCUUGCUCUGUGUCUUUUUACCCUCAUACUGAUGAUGGCCAUCAGGGUAAAACAGAGCCACAGAUUUUUCUUCUCCUACCACCAUGACUCCCACUUUGACAACACAAAGUUCCCUAGUGCUCCAGGCCCCAAACCUUGGCCCCUUGUGGGCAGUUUGCUCCAGGUGGGGGACCAGAUGCAUCUCUCAUUAACUCGCCUGGGUCUGCAGUACGGUGAUGUUUUUAAGAUGCGUUUCGGCUCUUUGACAGUGGUCAUCCUUAGUGGGUACUCCACCAUCAGGCAAGCACUGGUCCGUCAGGGAGAAGAUUUUGCUGGACGACCUGAACUUUUCACUUUCUCCGCCGUGGCUGAUGGGACCAGCAUGACCUUCAGUGAAAAGUAUGGACCUGCGUGGCUGCUCCAUAAGAAGCUGUGCAAAAAUGCCCUAAGGUCCUUCUCCCAAGCCGAGCCGAGGGGAUCAGGGGCCACUUGCCUCCUGGAGGAGCAGAUGUGCACUGAGGCUGCUGAGAUGGUGACGGUGAUUCGGGAAGAAGCUGCAAAGAACCACAAGACGAUGGGUAUAGAUCCCACAAUAUCCUUAGUGACCUCAGUGGCAAAUGUGGUGUGUGCCCUGUGUUUUGGGAGAAGGUACGACCACAAUGACAAGGAGUUUCUCACCAUUGUGAACAUCAACAACGAGGUACUGAAACUUUUUGCAGCAGGGAAUUUGGCUGACUUCUUCCCAGUGUUUCGUUACUUUCCCAGUCCGUCUUUGAGAAAAAUGGUCCAGUGCAUUCACAGGAUGAACGGAUUUAUGAAGCGAAGAAUCGAGGAACACAUCAACACCUUUGAUAAGAACUGCAUCCGGGACAUCACAGAUGCUCUGAUCUCACUUUGUGAAGAAAGGGAAGAGAACAGGGACACAUCUCUACUUACUAACUCUCAGAUCAUCCACACCGUCAUAGACAUCUUCGGUGCAGGUUUUGACACCAUCAUUGCUGGAUUACAGUGGAGCCUCUUGUACCUUAUCAAGUUUCCAGACAUCCAGGACAAAGUACAGCAGGAGAUAGAUGAGCACAUUGGCUCAGCCAGACUUCCCGGGUUUUCAGACAAGCCCAACAUGCCCUUCACUGAAGCAUUCAUAUUCGAGGUGUUUCGUCACUCUUCCUAUGUUCCUUUCACCAUCCCUCACUGCACCACCAGAGACACCAUCCUGAAUGGAUAUUUCAUCCCAAAGGACACGUGUGUCUUCAUUAACCAGUAUCAAGUCAAUCAUGAUGUGGAUCUUUGGGGUGAUCCAGAGAAAUUUCGGCCACACCGCUUCCAGGGCCCGUCUGGGCAAUUAAACAAGGAGCUGACGGAGAAGGUUCUCAUCUUUGGCCUAGGGAAGAGGCGCUGUCUUGGGGAUGGAUUUGCACGUUUGGAGAUGUUUGUGUUUCUCACCACGCUGCUCCACGGUUUGCGGAUUGAAAAUGUUCCUGGACAGGAGCUGGAUCUCAGCACAGACUAUGGUCUGACCAUGAAACCACGUCCGUACAGGAUUACAGUCUCCCCCAGAUUUUAGACACUCUGGACAUCACAAGUCCACAGAGACGGUGGAUCUGUCGUUACCGUUCACAGGCUGGAGUUUCUUUUUAGUUUAAAAAACCUAAAAAGAAGCAGUUUCUCUAUUAAACACACCAUUUGUUUAGAUGUUCAGGUCAAGCAAACUGCAUUGGUAUAUGUUGAAAAUGUUCCAGUACUUAAAGUCCAUCAAAAUAAAAAAGAAUAGAAGCAGUCCCUCAUUAAAAGCCUUUACAUGAACUUAUUAUUUACAGUUAAACACUGGGGGAGAGGAGGGAACCAUUUUACAGAGCGGUGAUUAGUGCUUCAAGCUUGAAACUGUGUUCAGCCAAGGUGCAUGGAUCCCCCUUCUCUUUGUCCUGCCUCAGCUUUUAAACUGCUGUAAUCCUCUUACCUACGUCAUGUCUCUGGCUCCUCUUCCACUUGUUGUUGCUUUACGUCAUACACAUAAACUAGUUUAUCUUCUCUUAUAGUUACAAUCUAUUGUUUAAAUAUUACUGUCCUAAACCUUUUUCCAAGCUAUUUCUCUCUCUCUUGACCUCCCACAUUCUUAAACUACUAACAGUCUCAGUCGACUAUAAAGAUGGCAAUGAAAUGUGAAAUUAGGCAAGUUAGUAUCAAUAAACUAGACUCACAGAAGCCCAGGAGUACAUGUCUGAGUAAGAGCCGAGCAGGGCAGAAUUAUCCUUAAAAGGAAAGUGUUGUACUUCAAACUGUUGAAGUUUUUCUUUCUUUUUUUUCCCCUAAACUCCUCGUCGGAGAAUGCAUUUCAACGGCGCAUACUUCUGUCAACCAAUGAAUGAGCUGUUUCACGUGGAUUGAUGAUGUUGAGUUGUAUCUGUAAUCACUUCCUUGUUGACAGUCACAGAAAUUUGUAGCUCAAUAGUUUGAUUUCCAUUAGUUUAUGUAACAAUUAUAAAUAUUUAGUGACUUGUAACACACUUGUGCAUUUUAUAACCAUUGCAUUCAUCUGGGUUCGCUUGUUCUAACUGUGACUGUAUGCAUUUUACUUUUUAAGAGUUAGCAGAGCACUAAUAAACACAUCACUUGUGAUAGGCAGGGUUGAUAACUAAAAUCAUGUUUAAAAAUAUUUUUGAAAUAAAGAAAAUGCACUUUUCUCAUAA